Messenger RNA from Grammomys surdaster, 4703 nucleotides. RefSeq names its product ATP-binding cassette sub-family A member 8-A-like. The coding region runs from base 319 to 4512 and encodes 1397 amino acids. The transcript has 33 exons. Lineage: Eukaryota; Metazoa; Chordata; Mammalia; Rodentia; Muridae. Gene Ontology annotation, cellular component: intracellular membrane-bounded organelle; mitochondrial inner membrane. Gene Ontology annotation, biological process: lipid transport; transmembrane transport. The record is from RefSeq and is a predicted model, not a curated record. Gene Ontology annotation, molecular function: ABC-type transporter activity; ATP binding; ATP hydrolysis activity.
UAAACACAGAUUUUUCUGACACUAUAAUUAGUUGAAUGAGUAGGGUUGGCAAUCUCUCUGCUCUGGGAACUGGCUGGAAGUCAAGAAAAAAGAGAUUUGUUCAAGAGUGGUCACGUGAAUACAGUACUCAGCAGGCCAAGAAAAUUACAACCACAAUCUUCCUCCAAAAGCAGUCAGACUGACUGGGAAUGCUCAAAACAAGCAAACAGAAUGAGACCAAUACAGACAUGAUAGAGUCUGGAGAGAAGUAGAAGCCAUUUUCUUGGAGUGAGGAAACCAAGUCUCAACACACUCUCUUCAGACAUUUCAAAUACCAAGAUGGUUAAGAGAGAGAUAAGUGUGUGCCAACAGACGUGGGCCUUAUUGUGCAAGAAUCUUCUCAGGAAAAAGAGACUGAAGAGAGACACAUUUUUGGAAAUCCUGUACACAGCACUUAUACUACUUAGUUUAACUUUAUUUCUGAAAUUGCAUGAAGUUUAUGAUUUUUCAUCACUGCCUGAUGUGGACCUGGGACGCAUAGAUUCAUUUAAUGACUCCAACUUUAAAAUUGCAUACACACCUGUCACCCCCACAAUUCAGAAGAUAAUGGAUACAGUCUCCUUGGUGUCUUACAUGACAGGAAGAAAAAUAUUGGCUUUUCCAAAUGAAGAAAAUAUGACAGAACUCAUUUCAGAACGUUAUGAUGAUGUAGUAAGGGUCAUAUUCACCAAUGCUUCCUCCUACCAUUUGAAGUUCAUGAAAGGAAGAAGGAUCCCAGUCAUAAGAGAAUUUCAGGACCACACAGCUCAUUGUCAUUCCUAUGGAGAUAAGAUAUUUUGUGAUGUUUCAAGCUUCUGGAUAGAUGGGUUUGUGGCUCUUCAAGCUGCCAUCAACGCUGCCAUCAUAGAAGUCACAACAAAUCACUCAGUGAUGGAAGAGAUGAUGUCACUUACUGCAAAAUACAUCAAGAUAGAUCCUUUCGUUGGGCAAGGGGGAACAGUGACGGACUACUUCCUUUUGUUCUGUAUCAUUUGUUUCUCCCCACUUACCUACUAUAUCUCAGCUGGUGUUACAAGAGAAAGGAAAAAGAUGAAGGGCUUGAUGACAGUGAUGGGCCUUCGGGAUUCAGCAUUCUGGCUGUCCUGGGGUUUGCUCUAUGGUGUCAUUGUCUUCAUUGUGACCCUUCUCUUGACAUAUAUUGUAAAAAUGGUCCAAUUUGUCUUUUCGACUGGAUUUAUGGUGAUCUUCAUUCUCUUUUUCUUCUAUGGCUUAUCUCUGAUAUCUUUGUCUUUCUUGAUGAGUGUCUUACUAAAGAAGUCUUUCCUCACUGACUUGAUGGUGUUCUUUCUCACUAUUUCCUGUGGAAGUCUUGGAUUCACAGCAUUGUACAGAUACCUCCCUGUAUCCGUGGAAUGGCUUCUAAGUUUGCUCAGCCCCUUUGCCUUUAUGCUUGGAAUGGCCCAGCUCUUACACUUAGAUUAUGAUGUGAAUUCAAAUGCAGACACCAUGGGAAACCCAAAUGAGGUCAUGGGCACAAUCUUCAUGCUGCUCUUUGAUGGUGUCUUCUACCUGAUGUUGACAUUCUACUUUGAAAAGGUUUUACCAAGUGAAUAUGGACGUCGGUACCCACCCUUGUUUUUCCUGAAGUCCUCAUUCUGGUCAGGACAAAAUCUAGUGGAUCUCCCAGCCCAUGAGAAUGAAACAGACUAUGAGAUUUCUGAUGACUGUUUUGAACCUGUGUCUGCAGAAUUCCAUGGGAAAGAAGCCAUCAGAAUCAGAAAUCUUACUAAGGACUACAUACAAAAGUCUAAGUGCACAGAAGCUUUGAAAGAUCUGACAUUGGAUGUAUAUAAAGGCCAGAUUACUGCAAUCCUUGGUCACAGUGGAGCUGGGAAAUCAACACUAUUAAAUAUCCUUAGUGGGCUGUGUGUUCCCACCAAAGGUUGGGUCACUAUCCAUAAUAAGAGACUCUCAGAAAUGACGGACUUGGAAAGUAUCAGCAAGCUCACUGGAGUUUGUCCACAAUGCAAUGUGCAAUUUGACUUCCUCACUGUAAGAGAAAAUCUUAGGCUCUUUGCUAAAAUAAAAGGAAUUCAAGCACACGAAGUGGAUAAUGAGGUACAAAGAGUUUUGCUGGAAUUGGAGAUGAAAAAUAUUCAGGAUAUUCUUGUUCAAAACCUAAGUGGUGGACAGAAGAGAAAGCUGACAUUUGGAAUCGCCAUUUUAGGAGACCCUCAGAUUUUCCUACUGGAUGAGCCCACUGCUGGGCUGGAUCCCUUUUCAAGGCACAGGGUGUGGAAUCUCCUGAAGGAGCGCAAAGCAGACCGUGUGGUCCUCUUCAGCACACAGUUCAUGGAUGAGGCUGACAUCCUGGCUGAUAGGAAAGUGUUCAUCUCCAAGGGGAAGCUGAAGUGUGCAGGCUCUUCCUUGUUUCUGAAGAAGAAAUGGGGGAUUGGAUAUCACUUAAGCUUGCAGCUGAGUGAAGGGUGUGUGAGUGAAAGAAUAACAACUCUUGUCAAGCAGCACAUCCCUGAUUCCAAGUUGUCAGCAGAAAGUGAAGGACAACUCAAUUACAUAUUACCCCUGGAGAGAACGAACAAGUUUCCAGAUCUUUAUAGGGAUCUUGAAAGAUGUCCAGACUUGGGAAUUGAAAACUACGGUGUUUCUAUAACAACUCUGACUGAGGUAUUUCUGAAACUGGAAGGAAAAUCAGUGAUUGACCAGUCAGAUAUUGGUGUGACAGAAGACAUACAAGCUGGAGGGGAAAGGGGCCCAGGGAGACUUGCUGAUGUGGAAGACCUUGUCUCUUUGCUUAAUGAGAUGAGUAAGACAAAGGGGGGCAUGGCUCUCUGGUGGCAGCAACUCUGUGCAGUGACCAGGCUUCGCUUCUUGAAGUUAAAGUAUGAAAGGAAAUCCAUUGCUCUGCUGAUUCUGAUUUUGGGGAUUGGACUUCUGCAUGUUUUGUCAGCAAAUAUUCACAGGAUAGUCCAUCAAAGUGACUACUGUUGGGAGCUCGAUCCUCGUAUGUACUUCCUCACACCUGGCCAACAACCUCGGAUGCCCCUCACAAACUUACUGAUUGUCAACAAAACAGGAGCAAAGAUCAAUGACUUCAUACAUUCACUAGAGCAACAGAACAUAGCUUUGGAAGUUGAUGCCUUUGGGACUAGAAAUGGCACAGAGGACAGUCAGUAUAAUGGAGCCAUCAUCGUAUCAGGUGGUGAGAAGAAUUACAACUUUACAUUGGCAUGCAAUACCAGGAGACUGAAUUGUUUUCCAGUCCUGGUGGAUAUUGUGAGCAAUGGGCUACUUGGACUGUUCGCACCAGCAGCACACAUUCAAACUGACCGCAGCACGUUCCCUGAGGAUAACGACCACAGAAAAUUUGACUAUGUGGCUUACUUCUUCUCAUGGAUCUUCUUCAUGGCCUGUGUUCCUCCUUACAUUUCCAUGACCAGCAUUGAUGACUAUAAGACCGGAGCUCAGUUCCAGCUGUGGAUUUCAGGGCUCUCCCCAUCUGCAUACUGGUUCGGGCAGGCUCUGUUUGAGGUUCCAGUCUACUUUGCACUCAUUUUUUCCAUGUACAUUGCAUUCUAUGCCCAAGCCCCUCCAGAGAGUAUGUUCACAGCUGGAGAUCUGUUCAUUCAGAGUCUCUAUGUUGGUGGCUAUGCCAUGUCAAUUAUUUUUAUGACAUAUGUGAUUUCAUUCAUUUAUCGCAAGGGGAGGAAAAAUAGUGGCAUUUGGUCUUUUUGCUUCUAUAUUGUCUCUUUCUUCUCUAUGUGUUUUAUGCAAAUAGAUUUAUUUAGAGAAAGUUCAGUGUUUUGUUCUAUAGCCCUGAUUCCACCUGCUACACUGGGAGGCUGCACAUUAUUACAUUUUGAGAAUCGUGAAUUUUCUGGAAUUGAUUCUGAACAAGGAAUGGAAUAUUCCUAUCUGCUUUUGCUAGCUCCUUUUCUUCAUUUUGCCAUCUUCCUAGUUAUUCUUCGAUGUCUGGAAAGGAAGCUUGGAAUGAAAACAAUGAGAAUGGAUCCCGUCUUUAGAAUUUCUUCUAGAAAUGAUCCUGUAUUUAACAAUCCAGAAGAACCAGAAGGGGAAGAUGAAGAUGUGAGUCUGGAAAGAGUGAGGACAGCAAAUGCUUUGACUUCAGAGGAAUUCCGGGAGAUGCCAGCCAUCAUUGCCAGCUGCCUUCGCAAGGAGUACAAGGGAAAAAAGAAAUGCUUCGUUCUUAAGAGCAAGAAGAAGAUAGCCACAAGAAACAUCUCUUUUUGUGUUCGAAAAGGUGAGAUUUUAGGAUUACUGGGACAUAAUGGAGCUGGUAAAAGUACAUCCAUUAAGAUGAUAACUGGAGAAACCAAGCCAAGUGCUGGACAGGUGGCUUCAAGAGUUGCCUUUUAUGUCUUCUCUCAACGUCUGUCCCUGUGCCCUCCUUCACUCCGCACAAUGCUACUUCUGUCCUCUGAGUUUGGCCAAGAAUACAGCAAACUUCAUCCUUCGACAGGCCUUUGCUCCUGGUCUUUGAUCUUCUGUGAAUGAGUUUCUCCUAGUCCGGUCCACAGCUAAUACCUUCUUCUUCUCUCCUGACAUGGCAAUUCGGCAAAAUAAUGAUCUGGAUGAGGUACUGCUGAAAGGGAACAGCACAGGGGGCACCCCAGGGUUCCUGGGGUACUGUCCUCAGGAAAAUGCUCUCUGGCACAACUUGACUGUGAGGGAACACCUGGAGAUAU